AUGGCAUCGAGAUUCUGGACCCAGGCUGGUAGUGAUUCUGAAGAUGAAGAUAGUGAUUACGAUGAGGAGGUUGAAGAAACAGCAGGUGAAUCUGGUCCUGAUCCUACUAAAACCAAUUACUACCUUCAAGGUAAUGCUAGCGACAGCGAUGACUCUGAUGGCCAAAAGCGUGUUGUUAGAUCGGCGAAAGAUAAAAGAUUCGAAGAAAUGGCUUCGACUGUUGAUCAGAUGAAGAAUGCAAUGAAGAUUAACGAUUGGGUGAGUUUGCAAGAGAGUUUUGACAAGAUUAACAAACAGCUUGAGAAAGUCAUGCGUGUGGCGGAGACUGAUAAGGUUCCUAGUCUUUAUAUUAAGGCUCUUGUUAUGUUGGAGGAUUUCUUGGCUCAGGCUUUGGCGAAUAAGGAUGCUAAGAAGAAGAUGAGUAGUAGUAAUGCGAAAGCUUUGAACUCGAUGAAGCAAAAAUUGAAGAAGAAUAAUAAGCAAUAUGAGGAGCUGAUUAAUAAGUGUAGGGAGAGUCCGGGGAGUGAGGAGGAAAAGGAUGAGGAUGAGGAGAGCGAGGAAGAAGAUGACAGUGAUGGUGAUAUUAUUGAGCCUGAACAGCUUCGGAAGCGGGAACUUAAAUCGGAUUCGGAAGUUGAGUACGAAGAUGGAAAGGAAGAUGCCGGUGAAGGAGGUUGGGACCAGAAGCUUAGCAAGAAAGAUAGACUUUUGGAUAGACAGCUCAUGAAAGAUCCAAGGGAGGUUACAUGGGAUAUCGUUAACAAGAAGUUUAAGGAGAUUGUGGCGGCUAGAGGUAGGAAGGGAACUGGGAGAUUUGAACAGGUCGAGCAGCUUAACUUCUUAACAAAAGUGGCUAAAACACCUGCACAGAAGCUUGAGAUUCUUUUCAGUGUGGUUUCUGCUCAGUUUGAUGUUAAUCCAGGCCUCAGUGGCCAUAUGCCAAUAACUGUGUGGAAAAAAUGUGUUCAGAAUAUGCUGCUCAUCCUUGAUAUUCUAGUUCAGUUUCCAAACAUAAAGGUUGACGAUUCAGUGGAGCCAGAUGAAAAUGAAACUCAGAAAGGGGCUGACUAUGAUGGACCAAUUAGGGUUUGGGGUAACUUAGUUGCUUUCUUAGAAAAAAUAGAUACCGAGUUUUUCAAGAGCUUGCAGUGCAUAGAUCCUCAUACAGGUGAGUAUGCUGCGAGACUCAAGGAUGAGCCCUUGUUUUUGGUUCUUGCUCAAAAUGUCCAGGAAUAUCUUGAAAGUAGUGGGGAUUUCAAAGCAUCUUCUAAGGUAGCCUUGCGGAGGGUUGAACUCAUUUACUACAAACCACAAGAGGUUUAUGAUGCUAUGAGAAAAUUGGCUGAUCUGACCGAAGAUGGAGAGAAUGAAGGGGAGGCGAGCGAGGAGUCAAAAGGGUUUGAGGAUACAAGAAUUCCUACUGCAUUUGUUGUCACUCCUGAGCUUGUGGCUCGGAAACCCACCUUCCCGGAGAAUAACAGGACUCUAAUGGAUGUUUUAGUUUCACAUAUAUACAAACAUGGCGAUGAGCGCACUAAAGCUCGGGCAAUGCUUUGUGAUAUAUAUCACCACGCUCUUCUUAAUGAAUUCUCAGUAGCUCGUGAUCUGCUGCUUAUGAGUCAUUUGCAAGAAAAUGUUCAGCACAUGGACAUUUCAACACAGAUACUUUUUAACAGGGCUAUGUCACAGUUAGGUCUAUGUGCUUUUCGGGUUGGAUUGAUUUCUGAAGCACAUGGCUGUCUAUCUGAACUUUAUUCAGGUGGAAGGGUGAAAGAGUUGCUUGCACAAGGUGUGUCACAAAGUCGUUAUCAUGAAAAGACUGCAGAACAGGAAAGGUUGGAAAGAAGAAGACAGAUGCCGUAUCAUAUGCACAUAAAUCUUGAGCUCCUGGAAGCAGUGCAUCUUAUAUCUGCUAUGCUGCUGGAGGUUCCCAAUAUGGCAGCUAAUGUUCAUGAUGCAAAGCAUAGGGUCAUCAGUAAGAAUUUCCGCCGCUUGCUAGAGGUCAGUGAUAAACAAACAUUCACCGGUCCUCCUGAGAGUGUCAGAGAUCACAUUAUGGCUGCCACGAGGGUUCUUAUUAAAGGAGACUUCAAUAAGGCUUUUGACAUUAUUACCUCUCUUGAUGUAUGGAAAUUUGUGAAAAAUCGAGAAACUGUAUUGGAAAUGCUCAAGGACAAAAUCAAGGAGGAGGCCCUUAGGACAUAUCUCUUAACCUUCUCUUCAUCCUAUGAGUCUUUGAGUGUGGAUCAAGUCACGGAAUUUUUCGACCUCUCUGUCCCUCGCACUCAUAGCAUUGUGAGCAGGAUGAUGAUCAAUGAGGAGCUUCAUGCAAGCUGGGACCAGCCAACUGGGUGCAUUGUUUUCCAAAAUGUUGAGCACUCUAGGCUGCAAGCAUUGGCAUUCCAGUUGACAGAUAAAUUAUCUAUCCUUGCAGAGAGUAAUGAGAGAGCCACAGAGGCAAGAUUAGGUGGUGGAUUAGAUCUACCUCCGAGACGGAGGGAUGGCCAGGACUAUGCUGCUGCUGCUGGCGGUGGUAGUGGGACAGGGUCUUUAGGUGGUAGAUGGCAAGACUUGUCCCAUUCUCAGCCACGGCAAGGGAGUGGACGUGGAGGAUAUGGUAAUGCCGGUGGAAGGCCAUUGGCAUAUGGUCAAGCGGCUAGGAGUGGAGGCUAUUCAAGGGAUCGAACGGGUCGUGGAACAGGUGGUGGUUAUCAGAGUUCAGGGAGGGCUACUCAAGGGGGUUCAGGACUGAGGGGAUCCCUGGGCGAUGUAUCUACUCGCAUGGUUAGCCUUAAGGGACGCGCUUAA
Molecule: messenger RNA, 2808 nt
Organism: Vicia faba (fava bean)
Lineage: Eukaryota; Viridiplantae; Streptophyta; Magnoliopsida; Fabales; Fabaceae
Source: the annotation of a GenBank genome assembly